This is a messenger RNA of Nezara viridula (southern green stink bug), 4562 nucleotides long. Lineage: Eukaryota; Metazoa; Arthropoda; Insecta; Hemiptera; Pentatomidae. The record is from the annotation of a GenBank genome assembly.
CAGCUCUUUGCAUAAGCAUUUGAGAAGGCUGCAUUGACCUCCGAGUAGUUGUAAUUCAAGGAGUAUUUUGCUUUUGAUAACGGAGGCUCAAUAUUCUUUUUAAUUACCUGAUAGAUUAGUACCUUAUGUUUUGUAAAUUAUAUAUUCUGCUAAGAUGAAUAUUGUCGGCGUUUUAUUCACAAUACUCUACUUAUAUGCAAGUGUAUCGUCUCACAAUCAGGAAAAUGAAAUCCCAUCCUCCAACCAAGAUUUCAUUAAAGAACUUAACCAAGAAAAUAUCUAUUUUCUUGAAACUUUUAAUAAUAAGGAUACCUUUUCUUCAGUAUGGAUCAAAUCCCAAGCGUUAAAAGCAACUGGAGAUGGAGGGACCCUGAAGUAUGAUGGUGAUUGGAUUUUGGAAGAAGCUGUAAAAGAUGCUCUACCAAAUGAUAUUGGCUUAACUUUCAAAGAAAAGGCUAAACAUCGUGCUAUUGCUUCUAAGCUAAGUAAAGAAUUUAUCUUUCGUGAUAAGCCAUUCAUUUUACAAUAUGAAGUUUUACACCAAGAUGGUCAAGAAUGUGGCGGAGCAUAUAUGAAACUCAUUUCAAAGCAACGCCCUGUAAAGGCAUUGAGUGAUUUUAAUGAUAAAACCCCAUACACUAUAAUGUUCGGACCAGACAAGUGCCCUGUCAGUAAGUUACAUUUUAUAUUUCGGCAUAAGAAUCCACUAAAUGGAAGUUUUGAAGAGAAGCAUUGUAAACCUCUAAAACAUAAGAUAGAUGAAUCAUUUACUGAUUUUAAGCCCCAUUUGUUCAAAUUGGUUAUUAAGCCAGACAAUACAUUUUCAAUAUAUGUCGAUCAUAAGUUGGUCAAUGAUGGAUCAUUGUUGAUAGAUUUCACCCCUCCUGUUAAUCCUCCUUCAGAAAUAGAUGAUCCUUCUGACAAAAAACCUUCAGAUUGGGAUGACCGUGAAAAAAUAAAUGACCCAUCUGCAAGAAAACCUGAAGAUUGGAAUGAAACGGCACCUUACCAAAUUCUUGAUCCUAAUGCUGUGAAACCAGAUGAUUGGUUAGAGGAUGAGGCAAUUAAUAUCAGAGAUCCAAGUGCUGAAAAACCCGAUGAUUGGGAUAAUGAAAUGGAUGGUGAAUGGGAAGCACCAUUAGUGCCUAAUCCUGCAUGUGAAGAGGUUUCAGGUUGUGGGCCUUGGUCUCCUCCCCUUAUUAACAACCCUGAAUACAAGGGUAAAUGGGUUCCUCCUCUAAUUGAUAACCCAAAUUAUAAAGGUGUUUGGACUCCUAGAAAAAUUCCUAAUCCAGAUUAUUUUGAAGAUAAAAACCCUUUCCAAAUGUCUUCAAUUGAUGCACUUGGCUUUGAAUUAUGGUCGAUAUCAGCAAAAAUCAUGUUUGAUAAUGUGUUAAUCACUGAUGAUGAGGCUAUCGCAAAGAAAUUUGCUGCACUUACUUUUGAUAGAAAAAUUUUAAAUAUUGAAAAGAGUGCUGACACGUUACUUAAUCAGUUCAUUGCUUUCACAAACCAGUAUCCAUGGCUCUGGGCCUUAUAUGUAGUUAUUCUUCUCAUACCUGUAACAUUAAUUGUAGUAUGCUGCUUUUGGACUACCAAGGAUACAGAUGCUGAACAUAAAAAAGAUGACGAUAAACCACAAAGCAGUGUUGAUUCUUCAAAUCAACCCUCUCCUGUAACACAAGAAAGUACACAAACUAAUUCUAAAGAAGAAAAUCCAUCAAUUGAAAUUCAAGAACCCGAAAAACCUGAGCCACCUGUCACGAAUGAUGAUGAAACACAUGAGCCAACUGUCAUUAGUGAUGAUGAUGAUGAUGAUGACGAUGAUGAUGAUGAUUAUUCACAUGAGUUAAUUGUCAGUGCAGAUUAUGAUGAUGGAUCUGAAAGUUAUCUGACCUAUGCUGAUGACAAAGAAAAAGAAGAAAGUCAUGAAAAGGAAAAAUCUCAUGAUGAAACCGAAGGAGAUCAAGAAACAGUUUUAAAACAAAGAAAAUCUAAACCCAGUAAAAAUAAUUAAUUUUUUAUUUAUUUUGUUCAAACAGUUUUGUUUAUUUGUUUAUCUUUGAGUUACCAAAGAAUAAAUAUUUUGUAAUAUGUGUGGCAGAAGAUGCAAGUAUUUAUUAUUUGUAACAUUUGAUAUUUUUUGUAUUAUUAUGAGUAGCUGUUUAUCUAUUUGACGUAAACUUUUGUUAAUUUUAUUUUAAUUUUUUGUGUUACUAUUUAUUGAUCUAUGAUUUUGAAUUAAAAUAUUCAGCUAUUUACUAAAAUGUUGUGAAGAUACUAUGUGAAUUAUAUAUUUGUGAAACAACUGUUUAGGCAAAUGCCAUUAAUAUGUUAUGAUACUUAGUAUUACUAAUGGUGUUGAUUUAAUAAUUAAUGACAAACCAUCCAAUUUGUACCUUGCCUUCUAAUAAAAUUGUUUCAAAAUAACAAUUAUUAUUAUAAAAGUAUAAUAAUUAAUAUUAUUAGUGAUAUGAAUAUAGUAAUCAAUGGUAUAAUACUAAUAAAUUGUAUCUUACCUCAGAUAAUUUUUUCCUAUAACAUGUAAAAAAUAUUUUCUCAAACUUUCCAUAUUGAUUUUACUAAAAAUAGUACACCUGUAAAAAGGUAACUAUUAUAUACCAUCUAUAUAUUUAUGUGUGUGUGUAUAUAUAUAUAUAUAUAUAUAUAUAUAUAUAUAUAUAUAUAUAUAUAUAUAUAUAUACAUACACUUUUUUUAUUUUUAGCCCUGAUAAAUUCGUAACACAUUCGUAUAGUUCACUGAAAUUGGUAGCACUUGACCUUUUGUAAUGAAUAUUUUUGAAUAUAUUUAUUUAAAGUCUGUUGGUAGCUUUGCAGGUAUAAAAUUUUCAAUAAUUAUUUUUCGAGAUAGUAAAAUAUGUUUAUUGAUUUUUUUUGUCCUUAUAAAUUACUAUAAUUCAUAAUUCGUGAUACCUUAAUUGUUAAUAAUUAAAAUUAACCUUAGAACUUAUUUGAUUCUAUGUAAGUAGUAUAAAAUAAUUUUUUUGUUUCAAAGUUAGAAAUUUAUUAUUCUGUUAUUUUUUAAUAUUUCUAUGAUUUACAUAAUAUGAACAAAAAUUAAUGAUUAUUUAAUUUAACUAGACAUUUUUAUUUGAUGAAAAAUAGUAUAUUUUAAAUUAUUUGUGUUAUUUUGAAUUUUAAAUUAUUGAGUCAAGUGUUGCUCGUUUCAUUUAACUAAAUGGAUACUCUCAAAAAAACUUCCUUGAGACAGCUAUGUUGCUUAAAAAAUAAAAAUAACAAAUAGCAAAUGAUUUCAGUUUCAUUAUACAAAACAGUAUUAAAAAAAAAUUAAAAUCAUUUUUCUCAUUUUGAAUGUAAUAUACUGAAUUAAAUGAAAACUACUUUAAUUACGUAUUUUUUUUUCAAGUUUACUACUAUCAGUAGUAAUAUUUUAUAUUUGGCUUAUGAUGACUACCUCAUCCUCAUGCUACUUUUUGAUUUUUUUUUUUAUAAUAAUAAUUUUGAACCAAAAAUAAUUUAUAUUGUUUUGUAUUUAUAUUUUAUCUCUCAAAGAUAAAAUACUAUUUUAUUUAUUGUUGUUUCUAUAUGUAUUAUAUAGAUGUAGGUAUUUAAUGACUAUUUAAACUUCUUAUUGGUUAUAAGACAGUUUUUAAUUUUAAUAAAAUAGUUAUAACCAUUGGAUGUUAAAUAUGAUGGAUUUUUCAAUUUGAUUCAGCUUAAUAUUUACUUUUGUGGUUAUUUUAUUUAAAUAUUUGUAAGUUAAAGACUGAGUUAAGAAUCUAAAUAGUAAUUAAAACUAUCUUUAGUUUUCAAACUGAUUUAAAUAACUACAAAGUAUUCAGAGUAUAUCAUUCAGAAUUUUAGGUAGGGAUGUUCAUGAAGUGAUAAAUAUUUGUCAUAUUCAUAUUUAUAUUUACAUUAUUAUUUUGUUCUGCAUUUAAAAGUUUUUACUUUAUUUUGAUAUUAUUGAAAAUGUCAACAGUUAAAAAGAUAAAUUUAUUUGAUGAAGUUAAAAAGCUCACAUAUACUAGAAAUAAUUAAACUUGAGUUUUUAAAAUUGUUUAUUACAAUAUAAAAAAAAAAUUCUAUUUGUUACUUAAAAGUGAGUUGAAAUAAUAUUAAUAAUAUUUAAUGUAUACCAACAGGGUUCCUCAGUUUUAAGAAAAGGUACCUCAGAUUAUCAUAGUUGUGCCUUUCAGAAUAAUGAUGUUUGUUUACAAAUGCUUAUUUAGUAGAAACUUUGUUUCUUGUUUUGUUAGUUGUUAUUAAUUCCUUAAAUUCACUUACUAGUAUUUCACCCUUUAAAUAUUUGUUUCCUUUGAUAUUUUAUCUUUUUUCAUGAACUUUUUUAUAGUUAUAUUUACUAUAGUUUUAUAUAUAUAUAUAAUCUGUUUUGGAAUUGAUUGCUUCCUUUAAACCCUUAGAUUAUUCUGUAUAUUUCUAGUCAAGAAGAAUUGAAAACCUUUACUCGAUCUUAUACUGUGCAACACAUGAUUUUGUAUUGCAAUUUUGAUAAAUUAAUCAGUUCCCACUGGUGUUGUAUCACUAUUGAGAAAUAAAUAAUUUUUUUUUUUUAAUGA